AUGUGCCGGACACCAUGUCAUGUUGAUUCCUAUAUCCGCCCUUCCUCACGGGUUCGUCGAAUACGAUCUUCUAUCUAUCUAUCUAUCUAUCUAUCUGUUCUUCACCCGGGUGCGACGUCAUUUAUUUACAUUUGGAUACGUUUUUCUUCUUUUUUCUUCUUCUUCUUUUCAUCUGAUUCUUUCUUUUUUUCUUCUUUUUCUUUUUUUUUCUUCUUCUACGUCUUUUACUUCUUCUUUUCUUCUCCCUCUUUUUCUUCUUUUUCUUUUUUCUUCUUCUUUUCUUCUUCUACAUCUUUUUCUUCUACCUCUCCUAUGUCUUUUACAUCUUUUCUUCUACUUCUGCUUCUUUUUCUUCUUUUUUCUUCUUCUAUUUGUUUUCCUUCUUCUUUUCAUCUUCUUCUUUUCUUCCUCGUCUUUCCUCUUUUUCUUCUUCUCUUCUUCUUCUUCUUUUUCUUCUUGUACGUCUUUUACCUCCAUUCUUUUUCUUCUUUUUUCUUCUUUUUUUCCUUUUUCUUCUUUUCAUCUUCUUCUUUUCUUCUGCUUCUUUCUUCUUUUCUUCUUAUUCUCUUUUUCUUCUUCUUUUUUCUUUUUGUCUUCUUUUUCUUCUACGUCUUUUACUUCUUCUUUUCUUCUACUUCUUUUUCUUCUUUUUUCUACUUCUUUUCAUCCUCUUCUUUUCUUCUGAUUCGUUCUUUUUUUUCUCCUUCUUCUUUUUCUUCUUUUUCUCCUUCUUCUUUUUCUUCUUCUUCUACGUCUUUUAAUUCUUCUUUUCCUCUACUUCUACUUCCUUUUCUUUUUCUGUUUCUUUCUCUUUUUUCCUCUUCUUCUACUUCUUCAAUGCGCCACAUUCCUUCAGAAGAUAGGCGAUCAUGA
Messenger RNA from Acanthosepion pharaonis, 873 nucleotides. The record is from the annotation of a GenBank genome assembly. Lineage: Eukaryota; Metazoa; Mollusca; Cephalopoda; Sepiida; Sepiidae.